UUCUGUGACCUACCCUAAUUUUUCUUUUUUUUUCUACAAACGCCGCCGUCAAAAGUUUUUUUUGAUCACCGGUUUUCUCUACUCUGUUCUACUCUUUUUUUUUUUUUCUUGACGAGCUAAUGACCUCCUUGGCUAUGGCUUCUUCUCCAGUUGUCAUAUAAAUAUCCAUCUUUUCUUCUCCUUAUGCUCUUAACGCAUCAGAUAAUCCCGGUGCUUUGAUUUCCUCUGUUGUCUUGAAAGAAAACAAUUAUUCUGAAUGGGCUACAGAACUUAUGAAUUCUCUCCAAGCUAAACAAAAACUCGGUUUCAUUGAUGGUUCGAUAACAAAGCCACCAAUGGAACCUGAUUUGUCGGCCUGGAAAGCUGCUAAUUCUAUGAUCAUAGGAUGGAUUAGAACAUCUAUUGAUCCAACUCUUCGAUCCAAAGUUUCUUUUGUAGCUGAUGCUAAAGACCUUUGGGACAGCCUUCAAUAACAAUUUUCUACUGGCAAUGGUGUUCGCAAACAACUACUCAAGGAUGAAAUUUCAGCUUGCAAGCAAGAUGGACAACCGGUUUUAGCUUACUAUGGGGGUUUAACCAAGCUUUGGGAAGAAUUACAAAAUCAGCAGACCGUGUACUUGCGCUGCAGCUCCCGACAUCGCAAAGGAACGUGAAGAUGACAAAGUGCAUCAAUUCUUAUUUGGCUUGGAUGAACGAUUCUGUCCUAUUCGUUCAACAAUUACUGAUCAGGAUCCUUUACCUGAUCUGAAUCAUGUUUACUCACGAGUCAUCCGUGAAGAGCAAAACCUUAAUGCUUCACGGCUUAAGGAUGUUGUCAAAACCGAUGCUAUCGGAUUUUACUGUUCAAGCCUCAUCACCUCAAGUUGCGGCUGUCUCGGCUCCUCGCUCUCGGGAUCGAUCAUCCUUACUCUGCACUCAUUGUCAUCGACAAGGACAUGAAGUUACUGAGUGUUUCUUAGUUCAUGGUUAUCCCGAUUGGUGGCUUGAACAAAAUCGUCACGACGGGUCUACAAACUCUACGGGUCGAGGAUCUUCUGGCCGAGGCAGUUCUGGUCGUGGCAAUCGUGGUCGAGGAAACUCAUCUUCUGGAUCUCGUGGUCGAGGACGAGCUAAUGCCGUCAGCACUCGUUCCAAUACUUCCACCACCAAUGACGCACCUGAUCCAAUUACUCAUCUCAUCUCCCUCCUACAAGCUCAUCGCCCAAAUACUUCUUCUGAGAAGUUGUCGGACCGUUUACGAGGACUUUGAUUUGUACGGGUGAAGAGCGUGAGGGGGUGUACUAUUUUACCGGUGUUCUUGCUGCUCGUGUCAACAAAGCUGUCAAAGAAUCUUCUUCUGCAGCCCUGUGGCAUCACAUACUAGGGCAUCCUUCUAUCGGUGUUUUGCUUGCUUUACCAGAAUUGGAUCAGUCUCGUAGUGCUUUGGAGACGAUUAAGAAUUGUGAUAUUUGUCUUCGUUCUAAACAAACACGUCAAGUUUUUCUUGAAAGUUUUAAUAAAACUACUACUUUUGAACUUGUUCAUUGUAAUGUUUGGGGUCCUUAUCGCACACCGUCUUCUUGUGGUUCAAGUUAUUUCUUAACUUUAGUUGAUGAUUUCUCACG
Camelina sativa (false flax) is the source of this 1604-nucleotide messenger RNA. NCBI's taxonomy places the organism in Eukaryota, Viridiplantae, Streptophyta, Magnoliopsida, Brassicales, Brassicaceae. The record is from RefSeq and is a predicted model, not a curated record.